GUGGAUAUAUCAUUGAUGAAUUUGUUGUUGAACACAUCCCAAAGCUUAUUAAUUUAGACCAUCACAUUGUAUUUAAAGAGAAGCUUAUAAAAUUUGUGUUUGAUCAAGACAGCCUCGCUACGCAGGAGUUGAACUCAUCUAGUAAAAACAAAUGGAAUCAAGUCUAG
Molecule: messenger RNA, 167 nt
Organism: Sphenostylis stenocarpa
Lineage: Eukaryota; Viridiplantae; Streptophyta; Magnoliopsida; Fabales; Fabaceae
Source: the annotation of a GenBank genome assembly